GAACCACCUAAGUAAUUCUACACAGUCAUUCUAGGCAGAAUCACGAUUGAAUUUCGGAAUCUUUAGUCUUUUUUUAUCUGGAGUGGCAGAGUGUUUUUGUUCAUUCUCCGAAAACGCAAGUAGGUGAAGAAAUUGGUGGUAGCUGCAGUUAUUCUUCUGUGAACAAGGUGGUCUCCACACACAAGUACAAUGAGCUACGCGUUCGCCACGGCAUCCAUGGUUGCCAUGCUGCUCGCCGUGAUUUGGCAGCCAGCACUGACUAGAAGUCUGAGAGCGGAGCCAAAUGGCACUGCGGACCAUGAACCAGGAAAUGGAUCGUGCAUGACUGCUGUUCUCCGGCUUCUGCCGAUCAGAACGCACAGCGUUGAGAAUACUGAGCUGCUCCUGAAAAGCAUACCGCCACCGGUGGAUCAGCUAAACGCGGCCAGCGCCAAUCUCCCGAUCCUCUCCGCACUGCUAGGUGGCCUCGCGCCAGCCAAGAUGCUCAUAAAGUGCCUCACCGGUCAGUUGGAAGCAUGUGAAUCUCAUCAUCCAUGCAGCAAUGCAGGAGCGUGUGUCUUCGCAGCGUCCGAGAUGCAUCAGGGCCGCUACCAAUGCCACUGCAACCCUGGUCACACUGGCAGAUACUGCCAAAUAGCCACGCCAUCUUGUACAAGACAACCCUGUGCGAAUGGCGGUACUUGUGAAACAACAGCAUUGUCAUACCGGUGCCACUGUAUGCCAUUCUACUCCGGGAAGCAUUGCGAGAACAAAUGGAUCGAUGAGGAGAUGUUUAGUUCACUUUCAACAACAGUUAACAAAAUUGCUAAGGACCUGACGCAUCAUAAGCAGCACUCCCGGCACCAUCACGCCAAGGCGAUCAGCCAGAUGGAAACGAUUCUAAAAAACCUGGAGCGAAAGAUAGUUUUCAACAUCACGUCGAGCCUAGCUGAGCUGAACUCACGUGUGGUGCAAUUGGAAGCAGAGCAUCAAAAUGAGCCUAUGAUGGUCACUACACCAGCCUAUAUCCCAACUCCACAAGCGUCUACCACAGAUGUCAUCGACAGUAGUGAGCAAUGCUCACGAAGGGAUCGUGGUCCAUCCGGCGUUUUCAUAGGCAGCACCAGCUACGGACCCUUCACUGCCUACUGUGAUCGAGUGACCGAUGGAGGUGGCUGGACUGUGUUUCAGAGGAGAAAGGAUGGCUCAGUAGAUUUCUUCAAGGACUGGGAUGCGUACAAGCAAGGCUUCGGAUCAGCUGCUGGUGAAUUCUGGCUGGGUUUGGAUAUAAUUCAUUCCUUGACUUCACAAGCUGAUCAGAGAUAUGAACUGCGCAUAGACAUGAUUGAAAGCACAUCAGAAAGCAAGCUAGCAAUCGGAUAUUCCUCGUUCAGAGUCCACAAUGAGAGCGAUGGGUACCGGUUGCUUGUGUCCGGAUUUUCCACCUACACAAGUGAUACGACAUUGGGAGACUGGAUUGGCAAGCACAACAAAAUGCAGUUCACCACAUUUGACCGCGACAAUGAUCAGUUCACAGGAGGCAACUGCGCUCGUGCCUACACCGGUGCAUGGUGGUUCAAGCUAUGCCAGGCAAUCAAUUUGAACGGCCCCUAUCGCAGACAUGGAAAUGCGACUGGGGUCACAUACAGCUUCCUUGGGCGAACCGUGUUGAGGCUCGUUGAACUGAAGUUUCGAAAGAAGGUGUGACGUGCACUACACAUUGCCAGAUAUCGGAAGGAAGACAUUACCACAGCUUCGCGCAUCCAAGUAGACGGAGUAUAACACAUCAGUCGAAAGCCAUUGUCCUUCGUUCUACUCAUGAUGCUCGGCAUCGAUAUAUUUUGGCACUUUCUUCCUUUUUCGCACUCAUCCAUGUAUCCAGUUACAAAUAUAUAAUAUGGUGACGUCAUUCCUUCUAGUUCCCAAACAUGCAUGCUCAUCUGCCUAUCUAAGCUAUGUGUGUGCACUCACGCCAUGAAAGGUUUCCCCUUUUUCGAGUAAUGCCUGAUAUAAAUUCUCUUCCAAAUCGUUCAAAAUCAAUAAAUGCCCUCCUUCUCAAUUCCGGUGUCCAGAAGCCUCUCAUUUCAAACUCAUAGCAUUUUCUCACGUUUUCACUCGAAAUACACGAGUGUGUGUUUUCCUGCUGAAGCCUUGUUAUCUCAUUAUCCUUUUUGUAUCUGUGUCCCAAAAUCUUGUGUGACGGUUCUUUCGGCUUGAUAAUUCCUGGUUUAGUGUUA
This is a messenger RNA of Sycon ciliatum, 2216 nucleotides long. Its product is annotated as fibrinogen C domain-containing protein 1-B-like. The transcript is spliced from 8 exons. Gene Ontology annotation, molecular function: calcium ion binding. The record is from RefSeq and is a predicted model, not a curated record. Bases 190 to 1686 code for a protein of 498 amino acids. NCBI's taxonomy places the organism in Eukaryota, Metazoa, Porifera, Calcarea, Leucosolenida, Sycettidae.